AUGUCAGACCUACGCCAAAGACUGACCAAAUCUGACCAAACAAAGGCGAAGAACAACACUCCAACUCCGCGGCGACGCGGUGUAGACACGAAGUCAAAUGGUAUUGGUAUCCUCGAUAUCAUCCGCUUGUUGGUCACACUGGCGGCAGCAUCCUGCGGGCUUUCGUAUUAUAUAACCUCAUCGGAGUCACUGCUAUGGGGUUAUCGGCCUUGGUUUACCAGGUGGCCGGUAUUAAUGCGAUACCUACAAGGACCUCUACUUCUAACACCGGAACAACUCACCCCCUACGACGGCUCGGACCCUUCCCUUCCCAUCUAUCUCGCUGUUAAUGGUUCCAUAUUCGAUGUCUCUGCCAACCCAUUGGUCUAUGGCCCCGGCGGCAGCUACAAUUUCUUCACAGGAAGGGACGCAACGCGUGCGUUUGUCACGGGCUGCUUCCAGGAGGAUUUAACGUCGGAUAUGACGGGAGUCGAGGAGAUGUUCAUGCCUGUCGAUGAUCCGGAGGAAGAUAAGACAUUGAGUAGUGGCGAGAAGAAGACCCGACGGGAGCAGGACGUGAGGCUCGCGAGGACAAAGGUGCAGAAGCACGUUCAGCAUUGGGAGAAUUUCUUCCGUAAUCAUAAGAAGUAUUUUGAGGUCGGGAAAGUGGUGGGAUUGGAAUCUCUGCCGAAGGAAAAGAGGGAGCUUUGUGAACCCGCGAGAAAGCAGCGGCCUAAGAGGAAGGAUAUGAAGUAA
Molecule: messenger RNA, 735 nt
Organism: Aspergillus tanneri
Lineage: Eukaryota; Fungi; Ascomycota; Eurotiomycetes; Eurotiales; Aspergillaceae
Product: putative heme/steroid binding domain protein
Exons: 2
Coding region: 1-735 (244 amino acids)
Cellular component (GO): endomembrane system; membrane
Source: RefSeq, a predicted model, not a curated record